AUGACAACUGCAAUUAUUCAUACAAAAUCCUCAGUAUCUCAAAUGAAACCGACUCCAACUUCAAAUGACGGAGACAGUGAUAAACCAUGGAUGGAGUUACCUGGAAAUCCAGAUUCAGAUAAAAUUCAUAUCAUUAAAGCAACAACUAUUCGUCAUCACAUAGAUCCGACUUCUAAAGCAAAUAGCAAUGAUAAAAAUAAAUUGUCGGGUGCUAGUCGUGUGGAAAUUGAUGGAGC
This is a messenger RNA of Ambispora leptoticha, 236 nucleotides long. The record is from the annotation of a GenBank genome assembly. NCBI's taxonomy places the organism in Eukaryota, Fungi, Glomeromycota, Glomeromycetes, Archaeosporales, Ambisporaceae.